AUGGUGGCCCAGGAUAGAGGGACCGAUGAAGAUGUUGCGAGUCGUAUAAGGAAAACCCCAAAAACAUUAUCGCAGCUUUGGCCAGUGUGGCCAAUAAAACAGAGGUAUAAGCUUUGCAUCUUCAAAAAAAAAUGUCAGGUUGGUACUGCUGUACAAGUUACCAAGCAGGUGUCCAAGAGGCUACAGACGUUCGUAAAUAGAUGUCUGCGGAAUAUAUUGCCACACAGCAUUAUAACACGACAGUCUGGAGUGGAACUCCCAAGGCCAGCGAAGACAUGGACGGCCGAAAUAAACGUUGAGGAGGAUUCCAACUGUGCAGCGCAGGACAGACCUGGUCUGGAGUCAAGGAGCUGA
Nezara viridula (southern green stink bug) is the source of this 354-nucleotide messenger RNA. NCBI's taxonomy places the organism in Eukaryota, Metazoa, Arthropoda, Insecta, Hemiptera, Pentatomidae. The record is from the annotation of a GenBank genome assembly.